AUGCUUUUCGCAGAAAGUCGAGAAGAUGUGAAUGACGACGCAGGAUCUGGACGUUCCUGCAGAUCAAUAACCGAUGGAACUGUUGGGAAGGUGAAGAAAAUUGUUAUGGAGAAUCGUCAAAUCACUGUUAGAGAAGUUCUUGAGGAUAUCGGCGUAUCGGAUGGAUCAUCAUGCAAUUUUCCGGUAAUUUUGGGCAGCGAAUUUCGUUUCAAAUCUACUGACUUUCGACCACAAAACCGUUGCAUGAGCAUCGCUCAGGAAUUAUUGAAUGACGUCAACGGGGAUCCCGAUUUGCUCGAUAGAGUCAUAACUGGUGACGAAUUAUGGGUGUAUGGUUACGACAUCGAAACCAAAUUCCAAUUGUUCCAAUGGAAGACCCCAGCAGAGCCACGACCAAAAAAAUCGGGCCAAAUCAUCACAGCAGAGUCUUAUUGUGUAAAAAUCGACAAAAUUGCGAAAACUGCUCAUCAGCAGCCGGAACUGGUCAACAGAAGAGAUCCGAUCCUGCUCCACGACAACGCCUUUCUGCACGCUCCGAAAAUUGACAAAUUGAGCGUUGAACUUCAGUCUCACCCACCAUACUCUCCAGACCUUUCACCAAUCGACUACCAUAUUUUCCACCAUUCUGAUAACUUUCUCACCGGUAGAACCUACUUUAAUCAGGGCCAGGCAAAAAUCCAGGCAUAA
Molecule: messenger RNA, 687 nt
Organism: Leptinotarsa decemlineata (Colorado potato beetle)
Lineage: Eukaryota; Metazoa; Arthropoda; Insecta; Coleoptera; Chrysomelidae
Product: histone-lysine N-methyltransferase SETMAR-like
Source: RefSeq, a predicted model, not a curated record